CACCGCGCGCUUGAGGUGAACGCACGUCGUUUUGUGAAAAAAAACUCGCGAGUGCUGUGUUACGUGUUGUGAAAAAAAAAAUGUGAUUUGACCUCCAAAAUGGUUGUGUUGGUGCUACUAAGCGUUUUUGUCGCCCGCAGUGUCUCCCACACAAUAACAUUCCUGGAUGUCCCCCUCUGGGUGGACCCGAGGAGGGACGCCGAGCUCAGGUGCCAGUACACCAGACAAGCCCAGGACCCACCACUGCACUCUGUCAAAUGGUACAGAGACACCAAUGAGAUAUUCCGGUACACACCCCAAGAGUACGAGACCAGGGCUUUCAACAAUACGGGCAUAGCGGUGAUGAACAGCUCCUGUGACUCCAGGUCUUGCGUGAUCACCGUCAAGCCUGAGAGGGGGACAGCCAAGUACACCUGCGAGGUCUCCAGCGAAGGUCCCAGGUUCGCGGUCGAUAGGAAGUCGUCAAAUAUGACUUUAGCUGUGUUACCAGAAUAUGAGCCCCUCAUCACUGGUCUCCCGACCCUGGUUCAGGCCGGGGAACAGGCGCUGGUGAACUGCACAUCUGACUACUCACUGCCCGCAGCCACUAUAGACUGGUUCGUGGACUCCGAGCCUCAAGAGGACCCGCUGAUAGUCGGCGUCACCCACGUGUCCGGGGCCGACAGCGAAGGCCUACGGGCCUCCUGGAGGACACUACACGUGUUCCCGGACGAUUACGUGACACACCGCGGCUAUUUGUCGCUCCGGUGUCGCGCGACGCUGCCGACGCGACCGCCACUCGUGCGCAGCAUGUCCGUGCGACUUUAUGUCGCGAGUCGCCCGCUUAUAUCUUCGUAUAUGUUUAGUAAAAAUAACGCAGUAGCAAGUAAUGACUCACGUCGUGUGCACGCUGAACUUACAUUUUGGACGUUUUUGUUAUUAUUUAUGUCACAAGUGCCUUGUGUGAUGAAAUAAUGGAUCGGGAUAUAUACGUAAACGUGUGCUGUGACAGUGUAUUGUAUAAUUAAUAAUAAAAAUAUAAUUAAUUUGUAUGAUUAAUACGAGUCAUUGAGGAAUAAAUAUGUUUUUUUUUUAAAUAAUAUAUUUUAAAAAAAUGUACAAUUAAUUAUAUCAAAUGUUUUUAACAGAAACCGACGACCAUACUUGUUCUGUUUUUAAAUGUUGACUGUUUCUUAGAAAAAUAAUGAUGAAAUAUAUUUUGUUUUUUUAAUAUUUAUAACGAUAGAUAGAUAGUUAUAUAAUUUAUUUAUUACACAAUGUAAAUAUGAGAAUUUGUUAAUUAUGUAAAUAAUAUUAAAAAUAUGUGUGCCGUGAUAAGAUUAUCCCGAAUAAUGUAUAAAGUUUGUCGUUUUAAUGAACCUAUUCAAUUAUUAAUAUUAAUUAAAUAUUUUCUUCAUUAAUCUUUUUUCAUACAAUAUUUUUCUAUACCCAAUUAUGUUUACGAAAAUGUAAAUAAAUAUUUUGAAAUAAAUUAUUUCUAAUGCAAAUUAAAUUGACGAAAAAUUAAUCAUGUGUGUGCUAAUAGAUUCAUAUUUAGGAUUAGUCUAAUACUGUUCGUAUUGAUUAUGAUUUUAUGUAACUUAAAUUAUAAACACAGGUCAAAUCUCUUUAAGAAUUCGAAAUAUUUAUAUUCGCAUAUUUUUUGCGUCAAAAACAUGACACUAAAGAACUUUUUACAAACAUUUAGAGCACGUUUUCCUGAACAAAUGCUCCACGUUCGCAUUGUCGUAUUAAACACUCGUUUCUGUGAAAAGGUGAAGGAAUUAAAAACUUUUUGUUGUACGCGAAACUGCGCCAAGCAAUUUCUCGUCGCUACAAAAAAGCGAGAAUCUUUAGAAAAAUGUUCUCGCGUGUGCAAACAGUUGUUAAAAAACUACUUUUAAAACAAAUUGCGAACAACUUGUUUGAAUAUUAGUUUUUCUCUUGGUCUAUGCUUCUUUUAACUAAUGAAUUUUAUAACCUUUUUUAUGCAAUUAUCUGGUAUGUAACAAUGAUUUUAAUUAAAUACUUUUAUAAUUUUAAAGUUUUUGUACAACUAUAUAAAUACUCAUCAUUGUUACCUUUUUUAUCGCAUCUAUAUGAAAAAUCUUAAAUUCUUAAUUAUUAAAGAGUAUCAAUUAUAGCUGAUGUAAUAAAAGGUGACAGCAUUGUGUGUAUGUAAUUGUUGAAAAAAAAAUAAACCUUUAAUUGUAAUAGUUUUUCUUAAAUGUUUAUUUAAAUAUCGAUUGUAUAACAACGAUGUAUAUGUAAUUAUUAUUAUAUAAUAUAUUAUAUAUAUAGUACCGUAUUGUAUUUUUAUUAAUUGUUACUGUGUAAAUAUAUUGACAGAGAAAAUAAGUAUGUAAACAUUUUUAAGGUAACAUAAUUAUCGAAAAUUUAAAUGUCCCAAAGAAUAUUUUUUUGUUUGUAUAGAUAGAUAUUCAUAUUAUAAAGAAUCUCAGUUAGUUUUGAGACAUUAUACCCAAUAUGCAUUAAUAGAAAAAAAAAAUUGUAAUAUCU
Amyelois transitella is the source of this 2499-nucleotide messenger RNA. RefSeq lists its product as uncharacterized. Lineage: Eukaryota; Metazoa; Arthropoda; Insecta; Lepidoptera; Pyralidae. Bases 100 to 954 code for a protein of 284 amino acids. The transcript has 6 exons. The record is from RefSeq and is a predicted model, not a curated record.